UUCUUCCACUUGAACAACCAAGUAGUUUUCAGGGCGCAUUCCCCGGCAGCAAUGUGGAGGGAAAGGGCGAUCACGUCCAGCUGAACACUUUUAAUACCUUAUUUCUCUUAAAUACUUUCUUAACUUUUGUGCCUGAUUAAGAAAACACAGAAUCCACUCCUCCGUGAGGGAAAGCAGUGUUACAAGUGAAGGAAACUACAGCCACGCCGUCUCGUGUUGUUUUUCUUCUUUCUUUUUUUUUUUUUUCUUCUGGUGACUCGAGCCAUUGUUUUCUCACACAUGGAUAUUAGGAGAUGAAAUCGGACGUGUGUCUUGUUUUCGAGUAACCUCUCGGUGGCUUGGGCUGUAGUUUAUGUGGUCCCCUGGCUCUGUAGGAGGAGGAGAGAGAGUCCCAUUCCUCAGCAGCACAACAAGGAGACACACACAGGGGCCACAAGUUGUCCACAAGCUGCGAAGGAGCUCAAACUUUGCCAACUCUCUGCGCAUCCGGCAACCGACGCCAAAUAGUCAUCGAUAUCAGCGUCUUUAUUGCAACUUUAACUGUGGAUUAUGAUCGCCAUGGACCGAGGAACCCCGAUUAGAGGAUGAAAACGGAGUUUUAAAUCAUGAACAGCUUCUUGUAGUUAGUUUACUACUCCGGAGACGCGUUUGGACUACAAAAACCCGAAAUAGAACGCAAAUUCUUCUUGCGAUUGUUUUCCCUCUGUUGAUAAUAGAUACUCUGCAAAAAUGCCACAGCUGAACGGAGGCGGUGGGGAUGAUUUGGGGGCGAAUGAUGAGAUGAUUCCUUUUAAAGACGAAGGAGAGCAGGAAGAAAAGAUAUCCGAAAAUGUGUCAGCGGAAAGGGAUUUGGAUGAUGUGAAGUCCUCGUUAGUGAACGAGUCGGAAAACAACAGCAGCUCGUCAGAUUCAGAGCAGGCUGAGCGGCGUCCCCGAGCCAGACCAGACUUAGAAAGUUAUGAAAAAACUAGAGACUACUUCCAUGAAGCACUGAGAAGGCAGCAAGAUGGAGGCUUUUUCAAGAGUCCCCACUAUCCUGGCUACCCGUUUCUCAUGAUCCCAGACCUCACCAACCCGUACCUAUCCAAUGGGUCUCUUUCUCCUAGUGCAAGAACAUACCUGCAGAUGAAAUGGCCUAUUCUGGAUGUCCCUGGAUCUGCAGGAUUGAAAGACUCCCGUUCUCCUACACCAGGACAUUUAUCCAAUAAAGUCCCCGUGGUGCAGCACGCCCAUCACGUGCACCCGCUGACACCCCUCAUCACGUACAGCAAUGAACACUUCUCCCCCGGCACGCCACCAUCACACCUCUCCCCAGAGAUCCUCGACCCAAAGACAGGUAUCCCUCGGACACCUCACCCAUCGGAGCUCUCUCCAUACUAUCCCCUGUCUCCUGGUGCUGUCGGCUCCAUCGCACACCCUCUGGGCUGGCUCAUGCCACAGCAGGGUCAGCACAUGUACUCCAUCCCUCCGGGGGGAUUCCGUCACCCCUAUCCAGCGCUAGCCAUGAAUGCAUCCAUGUCCAGUUUGGUGUCCAGCCGUUUCUCCCCUCACAUGGUGACUCCGCCUCCUCACAGCCUCCACCAGACCGGCAUUCCCCAUCCUGCUAUCGUCUCCCCGGCCAUCAAACAGGAGCCCAGCGGUGACAACAUAAGCCCCUCAAUGCAUGCCAGGAAAUCCCCAGUUCCUCCAAAGAAAGAAGAAGACAGGAGGCCUCAUAUCAAGAAACCUCUGAAUGCUUUCAUGCUGUACAUGAAGGAGAUGAGAGCCAAAGUAGUGGCAGAGUGCACUCUGAAAGAGAGCGCCGCCAUCAACCAGAUUCUGGGAAGACGGUGGCAUUCCCUGUCGAGAGAGGAACAAGCCAAAUACUACGAGCUAGCCAGAAAAGAGCGGCAAUUGCACUCCCAGCUCUAUCCAGGAUGGUCAGCAAGAGACAACUACGGAAAGCGGAAAAAGAGGAAGAGAGAUAAUAAACCCGACUCCAAACCAGAAGACUUCUCCAUCAGAAGCAAGAAGCAGUGCGUGCAGUACCUGCCCUCGGAGAAGAUGUGUGACAGCCCCGCAUCGUCUCACGGCAGCAUGCUGGACUCUCCAGCCACUCCUUCUGCCGCUCUGGCCUCCCCUGCUGCUCCCGCUGCCACACACUCGGAGCAGGCUCAGCCGCUAUCGCUCACCACCAAACCAGAGGGACGCAUGCACUAUCACUUCUCCCUACCUGGGAAAGCAUCUGGAUCCACAUCCUCCUCUUCCUCCUCCUCCUCCUCCUCAUCCCAACCUGCCAUAUCCAUCCCCAUUGGUACUUCAGGUAGCCAUUCGACUACUCCCAUCCUCAGCCGGCCGAUCCCCUUCACCUCCCUGCAUCACUCCAUGCUUUCCCCGCCUUCUCCCUUCCAUCAGGCUGCCCUUCACUCCCAUCAUGCCUUGUUCCAGUCACAGCCGCUCUCCCUGGUUACCAAACAAACCGAAUGAAUCCGCAAAGGCAAUUUUUCUCUCAUUUAAUGUGCUGUAUAUUGCUUUUCUUUUACAUAGGUAUUAGAACAAGUUUUUUUUUUCAAAAUAAUGAAAAGGAAGAAAUAUUAUUGGUCAAUAUUUGACUGUCUCCUUUUCUACAUCUCUCAAUGAAAAACAAAAAUGUAUUUUUUGUAAAGUUUACUGCAGAACUGGUUUCUUUUUUUUUUUGAUGCAUUUAUCCAAUGAACUUCUUGUAUAAAAGAACAAAUGUACAUAACGUUUCUUUAUAAAAAAACAAAAAGGAACAAAAACCUUCUUUUUAGCCAACACCCCUAAUUAAUGUUAGUAUUAAGUUGACGUCAUAGAAAUGGCCAAUAAUUGCAGCCCGCCUUUCCAAUUCACGAGUGUGUGUCCUUCUUUGACAUGUUAAAUAAACAUUUGAAUUGUUUCGUAA
Messenger RNA from Labrus bergylta (ballan wrasse), 2902 nucleotides. RefSeq names its product transcription factor 7 like 1b (gene tcf7l1b). Gene Ontology annotation, molecular function: DNA-binding transcription factor activity, RNA polymerase II-specific; RNA polymerase II cis-regulatory region sequence-specific DNA binding. The record is from RefSeq and is a predicted model, not a curated record. Gene Ontology annotation, cellular component: beta-catenin-TCF complex; chromatin. Gene Ontology annotation, biological process: regulation of transcription by RNA polymerase II; canonical Wnt signaling pathway; generation of neurons. Lineage: Eukaryota; Metazoa; Chordata; Actinopteri; Labriformes; Labridae.